AUGGGGGACUUUGCCUCCCCGGCCACGGGGCCACAAACCAACACCGUGACCCCGGUCCGUCCGGCACAGUUUGCUGUGGCCGUUCCCCCCUCUGCCUUCCUGCUCCGGGCUCCUCCCAGUCUCUAUCAACUCCGUGACGGUCACGUUAUCGUCGGGGGGGUGGAGGAGGAGGUGGGGGGGGGGGGGUGUUGUAGUCGGUGUGUGAGCACUGCGCUCUGCUUCCGACCAGUCACCGUCUCCCUCCGCUCCCCGCACCGAGAUCACUCACAGAGCGCACGGACGGGAAAGCCGAGCGCUGGGGUCCGAACCAGGAGCUUAAUCCCCGAAAAUCCCACCGUCGAAUUCUCUUCGCCGGACAGCCGGACAGGCCGGACCGACCGGACGGACCGGACCGGACCGGACCGGACGGACCCGGGAUCGCCAAGUUGUCACUCGCUUACGAAUCGCCUCCACAACAUGUACGGUCCUGCACUCCAGACGCCCCAGUCAGGCUUUUCUCACAGAAACCGAACCCCUGUCUGUACCCCCCUCCUCCUCAUCCCCACCGGAGUCAUGAUGGACGCGAGCUGGAAGAACUGCUUCGAGGAGGAGCUCCUGUGCCCCAUCUGCCUGAACGUGUUCGAGGAGCCCAUCCAGCUGCCGUGCAAGCACAACUUCUGCCGGGGCUGCAUCUCGGAGGCGUGGGCCAAGGAGAGCGCGGCGGUGCGCUGCCCGGAGUGCAACCGCGACUACGAGCGCAAGCCCGCGCCCGAGAAGAACUUCAAGCUGGCCAACAUCGUCAAGCGCUUCAACGCGCUCAACGCCGACAAGGGCCCCCCCGCGCCGCUCCACUGCGUGCUGUGCCGCCGGGGGCCCCCCCUGCCCGUCCGGAAGGUGUGCCUGCGCUGCAAGGAGCCCUGCUGCCAGGCGCACGUGCAGACGCACCUGCAGCAGCCGUGCGCCGCGCCGGGGCACCUGCUGGUGGACGCCGAGGAGCUGAGCGCCUGGACGUGCCCCAGCCACGAGGAGUACCGGCUGCUGCACUGCGAGCAGGAGCAGGUGGCCCUGUGCCCGUUCUGCUGCAUGUCCCGCUGCACGGGCCAGAGGCACGCGGUGUGCGACGUGGACACGCAGCGCGUCCAGAUUCAGGCCAUGCUAAUGAGGCAGCAGGAAAGACUGGGAGGCCGUGUUCAGAACAUCGAUGAGCAGCUCAACAAGCUGGAGUCUGACAAGACCCUGAUGAAGGAUGCAGUCUAUGAGCUGAAGGAAUGCGCCAGAGCCCAGUAUCAGAGGAUGCACGCGCUGCUCGAGGCCAGCCAAGCGGAGGCCCUGCAGAUGCUGGAGAGCACUUACAUCACGUACAUGAGGAAGAACUCCCAGCAGGUUCUGCAGCUCAACGAGAAGCGGCAGGAAGCCGAGAAACUCCUGAGCUCGGUGCAAACCUUCUUUAAAAGAGCAGAGAGCGUCAGCUUCAUGAAGAACACAAAGCCCUACCAGCUGCUAAUGGACAGGUCAAACUCACACCUGGCUGGUGCCCUCCCUCCACUUAAAGUGGGCCAGCUCAGCUCUCACCACUUCCUAUCUGACCUUUCAACUCGAGAGAAGAAUUUGAGAAAAAUAUUGGAAGAACCGUUAAAUGAGGCGCCCAUUCUGGAGAUUGUCCAGUCUCACAGUAGCUCUGCCGGUUCCCAACUGGGAUCAGGUUCAGGACUACAGAAGAGGAAAUACGGCAUGGCUUUCCUGGAGAGCGGUGCAGAAAAUCCCACCUCCCACGAUCCUCCGCCUUUGCUCUACAGCGGCAAGAAGCCUUUCCUGUCCGAUCAGAGCCACCGCACCUCAUCUAUUUAUUCCACAGAAGUCCUCCCCCAGAAUCCUCACGGCGGGCCGGGCCACGGCCGGCUCCUGGACACCGCGGCCCAUCACAUGGUGGGUCUGGGCUCCAGCUCUGGCCACCACUCAGGAAAUCUAUUCCCAUCCUCCCACUUCCCGAGUGGAGGCGCCUCGCAACAAGCCAUGUACGAGGGGAGGAAAGUACUGAUGUGCACUCUGAAUAACUGCUGCUGCUCCGGGAGCCCCGCUGCCCGUGCCCAGCCCCCAUACAGCGCAUCCAACUCCUACCCCUCCAUGAACUCGCAGGAGUUCCCCUCGCACGCUUCGCUUCCCGCGAGUCAGCCGCUGCAGCAUUUUCCCAUGAGGGGACUAAUGGAAGCGCCACAGACUCCCAGGCACCCCGACUUCUACGGGCUGUACGGCCAGUCCUCAAACAAGCACUACGGGACCAAGUAACGAACCGGAAUCAGCACUUCUUCAGUUAGGACGCUCAGACUGGAAUCACGUGUCAUGUAUGCUUUUGGUUCUUUUCAUUUUGGACUUCUACCUGUUACCAGGAUUAUGUGUCCAGUAGAGCUUCAGGAUAGUGUUUGAUAUUUUGUCUCGCACCCCUUCUGGGACCCAGGACAGAGUCCCAAUUUGGACAUUUUUAUUUAUUUUCUGUUUCAACUCAAAUAGAAGUGCUGACGUGAGUGAUUUAGUCUUAAACCCUUGUCGGCAGCGACAAAAGAAGAAACAUAUCGCUCACAAGUCCUGGCAUGGGACUCUAGUGCCUAAAAAGACUGUUAACACACUCUUACCUAGCUCUUGAUUAUUUCCUGUUUGCAGCCGAGGGCACCCAGGGAGCCCCUCCUUGCACUCAGAAGUCCACGUGGCUUUAGAAAAACACUGAACUCCAAAUGCUUGUCAGUUUUUUCAUGAUUUUUUAUAGGAGAUUAUGAAUAAACCAAAAUCUGUGAAACAUGUUGAAUUAAUAAACAAGCAUAUUGAAUUA
Molecule: messenger RNA, 2803 nt
Organism: Menidia menidia (Atlantic silverside)
Lineage: Eukaryota; Metazoa; Chordata; Actinopteri; Atheriniformes; Atherinopsidae
Source: the annotation of a GenBank genome assembly